AUGGCGUUGACGUCGGAUCUCGCCUUCGAUAUUACCGUUACGACGAUCUGCGGAUCGCUGAUCCUGCUCCGAUGCGCAUACCGAGCCUUUCGUCGAUGCAAAGUACACCAAACCUGCCACAGGACAUGGCACGAAGACGAUGUCUGGAUGGCCUUCUCGCUUCUACCCCUCAUCGCCAGAACGACCUGCAUCUGCGUAUCCUUCACCCUCAACCCAAGUCACGGUCGGGACUUUCCAACUAAGGAUGAGGCUGCUUCGCAAGGGAUGAGUGUCGAGAACAUACAAAAUGAUCGGAUCACGUCGCUUCAGUUACUAAUUCCGUCGCGUCUCUGCUACGCCCUCUUUUUGUGGUGUCUUAAGCUUAGUCUCCUCUCCUUCUACUCCAGAUUCGUCAGCAGCAAGGCUGUGAUCAGAGCUUUCUGGUGGUGCAUCGUCCUCAGCUACAUUGCAGUGCUUAUCACCACCCUGCUAGAGUGUCGACCCAUGUCUUUGAUGUGGGAGCUUGGUCCUAAGAGUUCACAACCUGCUUGCUCUAGAGCCUUUGCCAACUUGAUCACGAUGGGCGUCUUCAACAUAGUCUCCGAUAUCGCGCUUAUUGUCCUACCUUUUCCCACGCUGCGAACCGUGCAACUGGAUCUGAAAACCAAACUCCAACUUGGAUUCCUAUUCAGUCUUGGUGGCGUAGUAAUUGUGAUUACGACACUGCGUCUACCUCUCAUCCUGAACCAAUCGUUAUCGCAGAAGUCUCGAUCAAUUUGGGCCGCCGUUGAAAUCCUUUGCGCUUGCAUAGUUGCCAACACAUCUUUCUUCUACGCCCUCCUUCGAGAUCUUCAGCGACGACACGAU
Fusarium vanettenii 77-13-4 is the source of this 846-nucleotide messenger RNA. RefSeq lists its product as uncharacterized. NCBI's taxonomy places the organism in Eukaryota, Fungi, Ascomycota, Sordariomycetes, Hypocreales, Nectriaceae. The annotation marks the transcript as partial. The transcript has 6 exons. The record is from RefSeq and is a predicted model, not a curated record.